GUAGAAUUAUGCGUUUCGAAUUUCGUUAGACGCCAUUUUGAUUGUCGGUGUGUGAUACGAUUUAUAAGUGCAAAAUGUUAUUAAAUCUCUAACAAAGAUUUUUUUUAUGAUUUUCAUGAAAUUGUAUCAUCCGUAAUAUAAGAGAAGAAUUUUACUAUGGAGACAACCCUGGAUGCGUCCUUAGUGGCGCAAUCCAUUAAUUAUCAUGGACAACAAUUACAAAAAACGUGGGAGGGCGAGAGAGGCGAGGAAGACUUAGCAAAGAUCGGCGUAGGUCCCCUAGAUUUUGCUGUAUACCAGUCUAGGCAUAAGCAUUUAACUUUCCAAGACCGUGGGAAGAGACUCAAGCUACACCAGUUCAUUGCAAAAGAAGCUAAUGCGUUGUUUGAUGCGUCGCUGUUGGAAGAAACUCCAUCAUCCUCUAGUUUAGGAGCUGAUGCUACUACGCCAGAAGAUAAUUUAUAUGCACUGAUGCCACCAUUUGAAACAUUUUUAAAUGUUGAUAAAUCUGCCAGAUUGAGACAUUUUUUUGAUAAUGUGAAGACAGGAGAGCUUAUCAUAGGUGCCGUGAUCAACAGAACAGCUUCAGGAAUGAUGUUGAAGGUUUUAUGUACGGCAGGGCCUACAUCUCGAUAUGUUGCUGAUAUAAAUGUUAAGGCUUUCUUACCGGUGGCUAAUAUCAUACCAGCAGUGGAUAAGAAAAAUGUGUCAAGAAACUACCUCAUGAAUGACACUGUCUGCUGUGAAGUUAUUGAAGUUAUUCCGGACACUGACAAAAUGGUGUGCGGCAUGAAAGGUGUCACUCGGGGACCGGACGACCCCCCACCUAAGCCUCCUCUGGGACUCCUCAGCACCGAUGACUUUCCUCUCAUAUACAAGAAAACAAUGGAAAUGAAGGGAGAAAGCUAUGAAGCUAUUUUGGAGAAGAGCCCUGGCUUCAAUAAUCCUAACUGCGUCCAAUACCUGUCUGAACUUCUUGGAAUCUCCAAUAUGCACUGCACCAAUUUUGCAUCUUUAAGGGGAGGAUUCUCAAUCACUGAUUAUGCUGAUGAACUUCGUCAGGCUCAAGCAAGUAAAUGGGCAUUUAGGUCUGUUGCUGAAGGGAUUGAGCAUUUUAAGGCAGGGAGACACUCGGAAGCAUUCCAAUGUCUCAAUAAAGCUUUGAGUAUAGAUCCAAGAAAUGUAGAAGGUCUUGUGGCAAGAGGAGCACUAUAUGCAAACAGUGGAACAUUCAAAAAAGCAAUAGAAGACUUUGAAACAUCUUUAAAGCUUAAUCCCAACCAUGCUAACGCCCGUAAAUAUUUGGGUGAGACUCUGGUAGCUUUAGGGCGCAGCUAUGAAGAUGAGAAUAAAAUAGCAGAGGCACAAAAAGCUUACGAGGAUUGCUUAGCUAUAAUACCAUUCCAUGAAGAAGCUCAAAAUUCGUUAGAUUUUCUUAAGAGUAAGACAUCUGCAACUAAGCCAUUAAUUGAGCCAGCUGAGUUACUAUUGCCUGGAUUGACAGGAGCAAAGUCGUUUGAAAUGAAAGAGACUUUAAAGCAGUUGUUAAAUUUGACAGAGAAGAAGGAUAAAAAGAAGAAAAAGAAGAGAGGAAAAGGAAAAAAGAAGAGAUCUAGUAGCUCUUCAUCAUCUUCUAGUGAUUCAUCAAGCUCUAGUUCGUCAUCAGAAUCUUCAUCGUCAUCUUCUGAUUCUAGUGAAUCAGAAGAGCCGAAUCGCAAAAAGAAACGUCGCUCGCAGUCAACGAAGGCCCGUCAGCGCUCCCUGUCGCCGCUCAGCAAGCGCAUGGCCGUGCUGGGCGAGUCGGACGCGCGCACGCACAACUCGCAGUUCAACCACCCCUACGGCUACCAGCCGCCGCCGCCCGAGGAGCACGCGCACGCGCAGCACCCGCCUGUGCGCUCGCAGGCAGACAUCGACUACGAGCUCAAGGUGCGGAAGUUCCUUGAUAUGACAAAAGAAGAUUCCGACUAUGAAGAAAAAGUAAGAAACUUUUUAGAAGAAACAGCUCAAUACAAACGCAAUCGAAAGAUGCAGGAAUUAGGUCAGCAGACGCAACCUGGCGCGGCUGAUCACGAUAAAAAGAAGAAGAAAAAGAAAGACAAGAAAAAGAAAAAAGAGUCGAAACGGAAGCGCAAAGAACAAGAGAGAGAAGAAAAAAGAAAAGCAAAACUAGCACGAAUGUCAAACAAUGCAGAUUAUAAUCUCCGUGACUUGGAGAAUAUUGGUGACAAAAAACUAAGAGAUGCUAUAAGGAAAGAGUUGAAAGGAAAAUCCAAGAGAGAUUUAAGUUCUGAAGGAGAGUAUGAACGAAAACACAGUGAGAAGAGCCGAAUAUUAGAUGAUAUGGAUGGUUUGAAAGAGCUGGAAUCAAAACUUAGCGCGUAUCACGUGAUGGUAGAAAAGGAAGUACUUGGAAAGAGAGACGGUCGCAAUUCAGUCAGUCCCAUCGACCAGGUGCCUCCACCGCCGCUUGAAAAACCUAAGUGGAAAAUGUCUAUGAACGCUGUUAAAGAGCCGGGUGUUAAGAAAAAAGACACACCUGUACAAAAAGGAUAUAAGGAGCGCUAUGCUUUUGAAGACAGUUCUGAUGAUUCACAAGACCAUCAUAAGCCAUCCCCAUCGAGCGGCGACAAGAACGUGUCGGUGCGGCGCGCGAUGGCGAUGAAGGAGCCGCCGCCGCUGCCGUCCGCACCACCGCCGAAGGGCCGCGAGCCCGACCCACCCGGCACCGAGCCGCACCCACCGCACCCGUCACACCCGCAGCACCAAUCGCACUCGCAGCAUCCGCACCCGCCGGUUCGCAAGGGCAACAUAGUCCUGGACAAGUUCGGUUCGUUCCGUAUCGCGCAAGAGGGUGAAACCCCGGUCUCGGUCGGUGACGGGCGACCCGAGCAGUUUGUCACUCGCAUCAAGCCGCCCACGCCGUCCGGACGCAGACCUCGCUCUCCGCCGUCUCCUCGUCGACACUCGUCUAACUCGUCCGACGAAGACCGACGUUCGCCUAAACGAUCUAGAAGCAGGUCUCGUCCGCGCAAGUACCGCUCCCGCUCGGGCUCGCGGUCGCGGUCCGGCUCCAGCGCCAGCGGCUCGGUGGCGUCGCGCCGCCGCCGCUCCGCCUCGCCUCGCUCUCGUUCACGCUCGGACGCCAGUCGUUCUUACUACUCUCGGAGCCGUUCUCGUUCCCGCUCGGGCUCCAGGGACAGAUUCCGUCGCAUCAACCGUCGAGGCAACUGGCGCGGUCGGGGCGGUUUCGAGCGCGGUACAUACUAUCGUCCGCGCUUCCACACUUACAACGGAGGCGGCAACCGCGGGAGGGGUAGAGGGGGUGACUUCCGGAGGGAUGACGGGCGCCGGUUCCAGCCGGAGUGGAGAGACAACCGCUCCCGAGGCGGAAGGCCCUUCCGACCCAGGAGGGGAGGAGGGGGGCGCGGGAGACCAUUCAGAGGUGGUUUCCGUGAUUUUCGUGACAGACGCGGUGGAAGAUAUUCUCGUUCCCGAAGCCCCGAUAGGACUCGUAGAUCUAGAUCGUACAGUCCCGAAAGACGUGAUAAGGAAAGAGACAGCCACCGUAGCGAAGGCGAAUAUGAGGAGGAGAGGUACGUAGACAGGAAAGAGUACGACGGCAAAUGGGCGGAUGGAGGCGAGCCAGAGAGAAACCACGCCGAAGAGAAACAGGAGGAACAACCACCCAAGGAGUGAACACAUACAACCACCGCAACUUGGAUAGCUUUAGUUUAAGAUGUAGAUCCCUUUGAAUUAAAGAUAACCGUAUAUUAACUUAAUAGAUGUAAAUAUAGAUACGAAUAUUCCUAUUUUCAUUUAUUCUAAUAAUGCAAUGUUUGCCUAAAUUGACUACUACAAGUAUUCAAUGUAGCUGAAAGUUUUUUGUGUUAUGUGAACAGGCACUAUCAUAAAUAAGAACCAUUCCAUGUUUAGAAUUUAACAGAUUUGGGCUUAAAGUUUUGUACACUUCUGUUUUUGUGUGAAAGUGCAAAUUAAAUAAAUGUUUACACAUUAAUA
This is a messenger RNA of Melitaea cinxia (Glanville fritillary), 4020 nucleotides long. Its product is annotated as tetratricopeptide repeat protein 14 homolog. Lineage: Eukaryota; Metazoa; Arthropoda; Insecta; Lepidoptera; Nymphalidae. Bases 157 to 3699 code for a protein of 1180 amino acids. The transcript is spliced from 20 exons. Gene Ontology annotation, molecular function: nucleic acid binding; protein binding. The record is from RefSeq and is a predicted model, not a curated record.